This is a messenger RNA of Rotaria sp. Silwood2, 2640 nucleotides long. NCBI's taxonomy places the organism in Eukaryota, Metazoa, Rotifera, Eurotatoria, Philodinida, Philodinidae. The record is from the annotation of a GenBank genome assembly.
AUGCCACGUGUGAUACCAAUUCGAGAGAUGUUACCUGAUCAAUUAGGAUCGAAAUUAUUGUUACGUAUUAUCGAAGCGGAAGCUGCUCUACUUGAACUCAAAUCGAGCAAUGAUUCAGCUGCUGCACAUCGCUUCUAUUCACUGAUUCCACAUCGACCACAAUUCAAUGUUGACCUUGAUAACGAAUAUGCGAUAUAUGAACUCGAUCAACAACGUUUACUCUACAUUGUCGAAGUUUCAUGGAUACCGAACGAUGUUCUCAAUAUUAAAUUAGAACGAUUACCAAUUAUUCACAACCAACAACAUCUAUUGAAAUUAAGUGAACACGUCGAAGUCCCAUUGACAAUCGAUGAUGAAGUCAUUCAAGUUGCCGAACAGGAUUAUGGUUUAGUAUGUCCAUCGUCGGGCAAACUUGUUCCACUUAAAUCAUUUCACAUUCGUGCUCAAAUUGUCGAUACUAUAGUUGAGGUAAUUGAUGUUCGAUUGACGUAUAAUAAUUCAUCACGUUUCCAAAAAAAGGUUGCUCUCUAUCAAGUCUAUCAUAAUACGAGUUCAAUACCAAUCGAAGCAAAAUACGUAUUUCCUCUUGAUGAAACUUCAACAGUAUGCGGUUUUGAAGCACAUAUCAAUAAUAAAGUAAUCAAAGGUAUUGUCAAAGAAAAAGAACAAGCUAAACAAGAAUAUCGUGAAGCAAUUGAAAAAGAUUAUGGUGCCUAUUUGAUGCAUCAAGAACAGGCCGAAGUGUUCAGCAUCGCUGUUGGCAAUUUGCCAGCGAAUACUGAAGUCAUUAUUAAGAUAAUUUAUGUUGCAGAAUUAGAAAUGGAAAAUGGUGGUAUUAUAUUUCGUUUUCCAGCCAAAAUGGCUUCAUGGCAAACGAAACAAGCGAUCGAAACAAAAGAUCAAUCUACAAUACGAUCGAUUGAUAUUGUCGAUGAAAGAGUUGAAUUUAGUCUCAAAGCAUCAAUUCGAAUGCCGUACGAAAUAAUCAAAUUAUUUUCGCCAACACAUUGUCUUCGUCGAAAAUUAACCGAUUGUAUAGCCAUGAUCGAACUUGUCGAUAAUGUUUUACUUGAUCGAGAUUUUAUUCUUUCGAUUACACUGAAAAAUGCUAAUUUACCUAGAAUAUUAAAUGAAACAUUGUCAUUGGAUGAUGAUGAUAAUGAUUCUCAAGCAUGUAUGCUUACAUUUUAUCCACGAUUCGAACUAUCGACUAAAUCAAAUGAACAAAUCGAAAUUAUUUUUCUUAUCGAUGUAUCCAAUUCAAUGAAUGGUAGUCAUGUACAACAGGCUAAACAAUUGGCUCAUUUGUUUCUGACGAAUUUGACAAUUGAUAAUGGAAAUAUACUUUUUAAUAUUGUUACAUUUGGAUCAGAUAAUGAUGAAUGCUUUCCAAUUGCAAUGCCGGCGACGAAAGAGAAUCUUGAUAAAGCCAAACACUUUGUUCUGCAUUCACUUGUCAAUCGUGGUAAUACGGAUCUAUUUGCUGUCCUCUAUCGAUAUUCUCUGUUGUCAUCAUCAUCAUCGAAAUUUGCUCGUCAAUUUAUUCUUCUAUCCGAUGGACAUAUUCAUGAUCUUAAAUCGAUUCUUGCUCUACUCGAACAUCAAUCGACAAUGUGUCGUGAUCGUCUAUUUACAUGUGCUAUUGGCAAUGUUGCUAAUAAACACAAUUUGAAACGAUUAACUCGUGGAGCAAAUGGAGGUGGUUUAACAACCAUUUUCGAUUCGAAUUAUCGAUCAAAAUGGAAAACUAAAGUACAAAAUAUUCUCGAACAUAUUCAACAACUAUGUGUUACAAGUAUAUCAAUCGAUUGGCAUGAUAGUAGUUUGGAUGUGCAACAAAAAUUCAAUAACCAAGCUCCAAAAAUGAUUCGAUCAUUAUUCAAUGGGAUGAAACUUACUGUCUAUCGAUUUAUACGAAGUUGUCAUAAGGCAACAUUGACAGCAACAAUCAAUGGACAAGAAUUUAUUACAACUGUAUUUAGUAGUACAGUAACAAUGACCAAAGGUCGCAUUCUACAUUGUCUAACUGCUCGAGCGUUUAUUGAUGAUUUCGAUAAUGGAAUAUUGCAUAUCGACGAAAGCGAGAAUGAAUUAAUUAAAAUUCAAUACAAACGAGAUCUUAUCGAUUUAAGCAUAAAAUAUUCGGUUAUAAGUCCUUAUACGAGCUUUAUUACUAUCGAAGAACGUGAUAAUACACAAACUCAUCAAACAGGCGUUUGUCUUGUUAAUGUAAUGGUCGAUCGUGAUAUCGACUUGCUUCCAUAUAUUGGAUGGGAUGGUGAUAUGUCACAUUUAACAUCGAUGAAACAGAAAUUGAUUAAUGCACGUAUUUCACUCGAAAGUGCAUCGAUUUUAAGCAAAAAAGAUUCGAUUGUUGAUAUUGAAAAGUUUUGUGAAAAAAUUUCUUAUCGAUCAGGUGACGAGGCAAAAUUUGAUAUGAUGAUGACAAUCAUACGUACGUAUCAUUAUUCAUUCAAUGAACCGGAAAAAGCAAACCAAAUCGAAGAUAAAAUGCGAAAUGAUAUAAUGAUUGAAAUGAAAAAUGCAACGUCAGAAGAACGACAAGCAUUGAAACAACGAUGUGAAGCGCACAAUUUGAAGAUCAAUACUGAUGAAUCACCUGCCACAGUAACUAAUUAG